This is a messenger RNA of Echinostoma caproni, 1008 nucleotides long. The record is from the annotation of a GenBank genome assembly. NCBI's taxonomy places the organism in Eukaryota, Metazoa, Platyhelminthes, Trematoda, Plagiorchiida, Echinostomatidae.
AUGCUGGGCAGCAAGAAUAUCGGUCCGAUCCCUCCGUUGCCAACAGUAGAAGGGAAAGAGCUGGUGGAGCGUUUGGAAAAAGCCCUGUCUGGCAUGCACAGGACACAAACAUCAGGCUCUGUACCAGUGAAACAGGAAACAACGGAAUCUACGAAUAAUACAAGUACCAAUCCAGCCAGCGAUGACGUAGAUGUGGUGGAUGUUGCCACACGAGUGGCGAUGGCUGUGGAGUUUCUUAGUGAAUGGUCGCUUUAUCCGGAGAACGAAGUGUUCCAACGUAUCUAUGCUGGCAUAACUGAUCCCGAAUUGAUUGGUGAUAAGGCCAAAUGGUUUUCCAAAUCCUUGCCACAAAUCCAUUUUCCUGUAUGGAGCAAAAGUACCGGUGCGUUGCUCGAAUUGGUUCUUUGUUGGGCCGCACAAAUUCAUUCAAAUGCGGAUGACAGUACUGCUAGUGGCGGGACGAAUGGAACACGUCCAUCUCUGCCCGCAUUCGAUUACACACAAUAUCGUACCCAACGACUGGACUUUUCCAACGCAUUUUGUCCGCCCAAGAAUAGUGACGAUCAACUUCGUGGUGCAAUCAAAUCUCGUGCAUCUGUUAGAAGACGAAAGAAGACGCGACCGUCCGAUUUGAUCGGGGAUGUGGAUCGAAAUAGCGGACAGUAUGGCAGUGUCCCCGAUGAUCGUGCCUUGGCGUCACAGUUCACAUUUGAUCAAUCAAAUUCGAACUGGGACAGUUCAGCUGAUAGCUCAUCAGAACUAAGUGAUGUUGAUAUCUGGGACUUGGCGGGAAACAAAGAAGGGGAAAGUGCUGCUGUUCACGAAGACUCAAAUGUCCCUGUGGACAAAGAAUUGGGCAUUGGUGACCUGCUAAUGCGUACGUUGGCUAUAACCGAGGCCAUCUGUAUUAAGUAUUCGACCCACGAACUAUUGACCCAGAAACGUUUUAUCCAAGCUCUCCAUCUCCCCUGGGUUCGCGAACCCACUCCUCCCCCACAACCGUUGUGA